Molecule: messenger RNA, 6074 nt
Organism: Ochlerotatus camptorhynchus
Lineage: Eukaryota; Metazoa; Arthropoda; Insecta; Diptera; Culicidae
Exons: 1
Coding region: 4-1917 (637 amino acids)
Source: RefSeq, a predicted model, not a curated record
AACAUGCAAAAAUCCUAUGAUAAAAACUGGGAGAAAUGGGAAAAGUUUCGAGAGAAGAAAAUGGAAAUGAUGAAGGUUCAUAAAUAUAAUGUAGAGCAACGCCUAAGACACGAAAAUCAAGAUCGAGUGUUCUACAGGCAUCAUUUUAAUUACCAUCCCGUGAAAAGACCCAAACGAAAGACAUCUCUGGAUCCAAACUGGUACACUGACAACAUUUAUUCCAACCAAUCGAUUGACAACUCGGAUGGAGAGCCAGCAUUAGCGAUAGUGAAUAGUUAUCAGCCUAGAAAACCUCACACUGCAUAUAGGGAUAUAAACGGUAAUCUGGACGAUGAGCUUGACGAAAUCUUCACUGUAGGUGCACAAUUCGAACGGGCCAACAAUUAUCCGAAAUCAAACAGUUGUUGCUUUGGUGGUAGUAGUAGCAUAAUGGCCAAUAAUGUUAGACAUAGGAUCCCCAAAUCACACUCCUUUAGCACCUCAAGAAGUAUGGGCACGGGGUUCAAUAUGAGUAAAACGUACAACCGUAACAGUUUCGAGAUGGCUGAAUUCCCUGGACAUGCUCUCUCCGAUUCUGGUCGAUUAAAUUAUUAUAAUGGCAUAAAACCGAUAGGUAUGCGUAUAUGUGAUCGUGAAGGUUGCUUCAACGAAACGUGCUUUAGUAAAGAUACUAAGAAUAUCCACAAUAACAAUAAUAACCUAAUGAACGAAUGGAAUCAACGUAAUCGCAACAAUAUGAGAAGGCGCGUAGCAAGUACUAGGUCGCAACAUGUGAUGGAAGAGGAUUUUGACCUAUUUGAGGAUGAAGAGGAGGAGAUUGAUCUUAAUAUGUAUAACGACGACAAUUCUGUUGUGUUUGACGACUUCGAUGACCAUGACUAUUACGGAGCGGGACACACGACAGGCGAUUUCGAUGAAUUUUACCGACACGAGCGUUCCAAACAGGUACUGCGUGGCAAAUUUGACAGGCUCAGCAAAUAUACCGACGACUUCACCGACGACUAUCACAAAUCAUUCGAGGACAUUUUCAAUCGAAAUUGCUACAUUGAUCAACAGUACCAGGUAAAGGGCAAUAAUUUUUUCUCUAAACCUCAUAUUGCUAAGAAUAAAAGCAUGCUGGAAGUUAAACCACCGAAUAAGUAUGACGAUACGUCAUCCGAUUCAACCGAUUUGGAGUUAGAUGACUUUAAUUUUGAUUUUGAAAAAUACUGGGAGGAGUUGGAAAAACCGUCACCCACUUCACCGAGUGAAUUAACGGAAAAGUAUCCACCGGGCGCACUGAAGAAGGUGAAAAACGUUAACAUUAACCGAUACAACAACGGAACUGUGAUAGACAUCUAUCAUGAUGAUGAUCCGUAUCACUCCGAUCACUAUCACUACCGGGAGGGAAAUGAGAAGAACAACAACAUCGUUGAUACGUUUUCACCACCAUCGAUAACAAAAUUUCGUAGGAAAGUUUACCCGGAAAGAAACAAUGUUGAAAACGGUAUCAGUAAACAUCCCAGUAGUAAAAGAAACAACAUCAGUCACAACAGCAACGCAAUUAGCUUCCUUAACAAUAUAUUUUCCAUCUACAAGCCGAGCAAGUAUUCCCCACUCAAUUGUCACGUAGAGCAAAAUUAUCUUAAAAAUAUUCCGGCAAAGAAAAUGAACAUUACGAGCGCAGCCAGACCCCUUGGAGCUCCACGUAGUGAAUCGGAAAAUUCGGCCAAAAGACCCCUAACAGUCCAUCCAUCCAAACAGUACUCACAGCGCUCCUUCCAUGGACAACGUAGCCAGAAGGAUCCACAAGCCAAAUUUCAGAUCAUUCCGGAUAAAACUGGUCUCAAAAUAUCACCCCUAUAUGCGUCCAGUAUCGACUAUCGAAAAGCAAGAUAUAAAUUAAAAAGUACCUCUCGCCCCUUAUCCUUCUGGUGAUAGUUGCUCGACUGUUCGUAUUAUUCGGAUGGCCGACUGGAUGGUCUACCCGUGAUCAAAAAGACACGCAGAACCAAGUAUCUGAAGUACUGAACAUUUCAUCAAUCAGAGUGUAAAAAAUCAAUUCAUCAUUGAUCUACAAUUCAAUUCAAAUCUGUUUCAUCAAGCACACUAAAAAAAUCGAUCAAAUGUUGUACAAAUUGCACAUCACAAUUCCAAUUCAACUUUCUACGCAUUUUAUCUUUCAUAGUGAAAUUUGAAGUUAAGAACCACAAACCACCAACCAAAGUGUACAUCCUUAAUUGUAAAUAUCCAUUCCCAUGAAAUGUUCAAAUGCAACUUUCUAAAAUCUUUUUAUAUGAUCAAACCUUACAGAAACCACCAUCAACUCACAUAAAUAUUUUAUAUAGACGAGUUUACCGAUUUUAUCGAUAGAUGUUCUAGAAACCGAUUAACGAAUCAUUCCAUAUCCCGGUCCAGUUAGUUGAUUCACUCCGAAACUGUUUGAUACAAACAUUGACUCGAAUCUGGUGCACGCAAAGAGAUACUAAUAGUUUAACAUAAACACUAUGUUGCUGAUUUUGUUACCCGUACCAACACUUCCAGGUAAAUUUACAAAUUCUAUACUCUGUUGAUGGUACGCGAUAUAGGUUUUGUACUCUGAACUCGAUGGAAAAUUAACACGGAAAGAACCAUGUUGGCGUUGAAAGUCGGAAUAAUGCGAACGCGAACCGUUCGUCACUUCAACCCAUCAAUGGUUGUGUGUUAUUUUAAGCCACUAAUACACACCACCGGCAAGGAAGAUUUUCUACAAGAACAUUUUUUUUGUGAUUAUAUCGCCCACAGAGCAUUACACUGUGACAUAAAAUAACGUAUAACCAUAGCUGGGUAUUUUUUCUGAAGCAGAAGGAAUUGAUUUUGGAACUAAUAUUUCCUCCACAUUUCCGUUCGGUAUCCAUCGUGUAUCGAAACCUUGACUGAAAAACUUUUUGGAAUUUCUAGAAGAACGCUUAAAAAAUCCGCACAACUCACCUGCUUUGUUUAUUGAACGUUCAUGUGGAGGAAAUUCAAGUUAGAACAAAAACGUCACGCCUUACUUAGGACGCAUAGCUGCUUUAUUUUUUAACGAGCAACUAAAUGCAGGUUGCUGUAGAUGGCAAAUCAAUGCUUAAGAAAGAAAUGAGUGCAUCCAGAUUGUUUAAGAAUUAAUUUGAGCUUCCCAAAUACGACCCUUGGUAAUUGUAUCUACAAUUCAUGCAUUUGAAACUGUCGAAAAUUGUUUCUCAUGUGAUGCCAAUAAACAGCGUUUUUCCGAUGUUUAAUUACACAAUUUCGACUUUAUGUUUUAAUUGGACAUCAAAAACACUUUCAGAAGUGGAUGUUUUUAUAGAAAGUUUCAGGAUAAUCUUGAAAUUUUUCUUCAGCAAAUUAAAUAAUUUGCAUUCAUACUAGAUUACACAUACAUAAUAGCAUAUAGUAGUGAAGGUUGUAGUACUUUGAUAUUAGUUGAGCGAUUUGAGACUUGUUGACAUUUUUAGCGUCAUUUUAUUCCCAACUGUUUUCUUGAUAACUGAAAUUGAAUUUUCUUAGUAGAAUUGAACAUAUCCCUCACAGCUUUAUUGUUUAAAUAGCUUAGAUAAAUAGGAGAAACCCAUACUUCAAACAGAUUUUUUUUUUCUAAAACUGAUGACUGCAAUAAAAAAAAACGAGUCGAUUGCGCUAAGUGUCAUUGGCCGGAGCAAUUUGAAACUCCGUUUUAAACAAAUAUUCCAACUAUUGGCACUGAGUGCUGAUUAUUUGAGCAAUUCAUUUACAUGUCAACCAUUGUGGUCGAGAAUUCAAAAUCAUGUCCAGGUUGCAAAGGGACCUUAUUUCCAGAAUGAUCACCUUAUAAAACAGAACUUUCUUAUCUCUCUAAUUGUUUUGAAGGGCUAUCGACGAUACAUUUGCCCUACGCCUCUAUAGUGGUCCUAUUUUAUAAGAUUAUCUAGACGAUGCUAAUGGUCAUUGCUGAAAAUACACUGGUAAAUGAACAGUUAAUUUUUAAAAUUUGAAGAAAAUACUAAUCUGAAAGCACUACAUAUCUCAAUUUUCAAAUCAAGUACUACAACCUUUCGACAAAGUGUAGCAAUUUGCAUGAAAACAUGACGGAACAAGAUUUCGGUAGCUGUAGCAUGGAGUUGUUGGUGUCUAGUAAUCUGUAGAACUCACGAAUAGCACUACUAUAAACGUAUUUCACUCGCUGACAGAGCUUAAUCUUUUUAGAAAACUAGUUCGGAAACACAGAUAGAGUGCUCAAUCAGUAAUACAUUGUAACAAUAACGCAAUUCUCCUCAGGCGUGUUAAGCCAGAACAGACGAGUCGGCAAGUUUUAUGAAACGGGAGUUAGAUCAUUUGUUGACAUUUCUCUGUAAAGUUGCAUUUCUUCGUUACAAUCCUACAGACAUAACCUAUCGACGGAAAAACAAAGAACAAUUAUCACGAUUUACAACUACCCACGAAUAGAUCAUAAUUUAAACAUGAUAUAGGUAUGUAUUAAGUAAAAAAUGAGAUACAUUAGCUUAAUGAUUACACUUUAACAGAGAUUUUAUAUAGUAAAUUAUUCAAAUGAAACAAAGAAAAUGCCCGGAUCUUAUGAAAAUCGUAAUAGUAAUAAUUUACUGAUCGUUUCCAGAAAGGAUUCAAAGUUUGAAUACAAUGUUUUCAUGCUGUCCGUGGAUAGACAGUUUUAAUUUAUAUAACACGUUUGUUUAACUCUAUGCUUACUCUAUUUAUUGCAUUUUUAAGAGGUUAAAAUUAAUUAAAUUUCAUCACUUUUCUUAUACGAAGAUCAAAUCUUAACGAGCAUAGCAUGCAAAACAAAAAAACAUAUCAAGAUGCUUCUGAUUUAUUCACAUACAAUUCCUUGCGAUAUUCCCAUGGGAAGUGCAUGAACACGACUGGGCCUAUUUUGAUCAGACGCAAAAGUUAAAUAACAAUAUUGUCAAACAGUGCAAAUUAUUUACCGAUAAUUUGUGAGUUUAAAUAAUAUAUUAAUGCACCUUGUGGAUGUUAUGUGAUGUAUUGGGAAAAAUGUUCAUGUUUUACGUAAUGUAUAAUUGUUGAAACGACGUUUGAACAAGUGUCAGGAGAUUCUCGUUCAUCCAUCCGUAAGUUUCAACUGAUUCAUAGUUUCACGAAAUUGCACCAUUCAUGAUUGAAACUAAUAGAAAGAUGAGCGCCAGGAGACAUUUCCACUAAACUAAUGGAGGAGAAAAGUGGAUUGAAGACUAAUUCAUACAGUAAGAUACACUAACACCUAUGGAUAAUGUAGUGAUAAAAUGAUGUUACAGUGCACCUAAAGAUUAAACGACACAUUAUCAUUGACCAGAUCAAAAACACAAACAAACCAAUUUUAGAAGUAUUUUCCCUCGCCGCACUUAUUACAAAAGCAUUUAAACUCGACUUUAGGAAUCACCAAGUACAUUCAUGAACACGGUCAGCUUCUCUGAAGAAAACUUUGACAGCAUAAACAUAACGAAACUAAAGCUCUCAACUCUAGGAACCCCUUUUAUCAGCAUUCUGAUUUUUAUACAAAGCAUACAUGAAGAAAAACAGAGGAUUUUUGAAUUGAAUAUUUUACAUUUUUUAAAAAUACAAGGUUUGAAAACAAAAUUUUCCGAUGCGAGUCAGUUGCUGGCUCCGUAUUCUUAAGAAAUCAAUGAAUGUCUGUUUCUUUCGAAAAUGCCAUGUAUUUUUUGUGCAACCAAAUCGUGUAGGGAAUAUAAUAGACGUGUGCGUGGAUACCUAUUGAAAGUGAACAAAAUAAACACAUACACAUACACUGCAUUGAGCAACAGCUUCACAGAAUGAUACCUAAUUUAGGGAAUAGUGAGAAUAUUCGAUACAAUAAAAUGAUAAAAAAUGAAUAAAAACGUGAUCAACAUGUUCGUAACGUUAGAGAGUAAUGUGAAAAAGAGACAAAUGUUACACAACCAAAUACAAUAGCAUACAAAUAGUGUAACAGGAGAAUGUGACAUGUAGUCGAUAAAAUAGCUUACAAACACACAAACACAUACACUCACACACCCCAUAGAGUUAACCCAUUUUUCCACAGAGACGAGCUGUGCGUAUUUUGACCGAGGCGAAAUAAACGAUCUGAUGGAAAGAAAUUUAAG